AUGAAUGCAACUUCAAGGAUGGCAACUACUCUCUGGUUAAACGAGUCUUAUACGACAGACACUGUCGUCAACCAUUCAUGCACCUUCGUUUUACUUGAAGACGAAUGCGACCUGACCAUUCUCCUUUCCCUCAUCAUGUUCUUCGUCACGUUGUUCAACAUUAUCUUCGGGGUCAUCGCCAACGUUCUCGUAAUCGGUAUCAUUCUUGCGACUAAAGAACUGUGGACGAUUCCAAGCAUGUACCUUGCGAAUCUGGCAGUCGCCGAUCUGAUGGUGCUACUGUUUAUAGCAGUGUUAAAUUGCUACGAGUAUUAUAAUGGGGCUUUCCAACCGAAGGAAUAUCACAACCCACAGAAAUUUGUAUAUUACAUGGAGAUGGUAACGUCUAUGGCAACCGUAGCGAUGAUGAUCGCCCUCAGCGUUGACCGAUUCUUUGCUAUCGUCUAUCCUUUGCGAUCCCAGAAGUAUCGUUCAAAGAGAACGGCAAGAAGAGUUUGCGUGGCUGUCUGGAUUUUUUCGUUUUGUUUUGGAGGAAUAUACUUCUUAUCUCCAUUUGAAGACAACGUUCUUGAAGCGUGGAAAAAGCCUAAUUCUGAAUAUCUGAUCCCUUUUGGAGCUGUCUUAACAUACGCAAUUCCCCUAAUAAUCAUCUUCGGGUGCUACACAGGAAUAAUAUAUACUAUAUGGAAGGAAAGGAUUUCUCAAGAACGCACAUCUGACUCGACACGCAGGAGACGCGUGAGACAAAAGCACGCCGUGCUACGCGCAUCCGUGCUUGUAGUUGCCCUGUUCGCGCUCAUACAAGGAUUCUUCGUCGCUUCGUUCGUGUGGAUCUCUUUCGGAGGAUCUCAUGUGGAGCCGUCCGUCAUCAUCAUUGAGUUCCACGUCGCGCAAGGCCUGUAUCAUCUAAACAGUCUCAUCAAUCCGUUCCUGUACGCUCUCUCGCACGAGAAGUUUUAUCAGUCUAUCUGGCUUGUUCUUUCCUGUUCACCUUCCCGCAGCAGGAGGAAGAAAUCCAAGGAAGUUCACCAAGCUCAAACUAGGAAAACAAACGGCGUAGGACGACCAUCUACACUUUAUGACGUCAUUAUUAGAGAAGACUACAAGUCGAAACGGGCCGAUGAUGUUACGGGGAAAGAAAUUUCCACAAGAUUGUAACGGAACUUAUCUUUGGAAAAAAAUACUUGAAAAAUAGUUAUUCUUAGUCUUUUAAAUUAUAUCUAUCUUCAAAGCAGAGUUCAUUUUCGUCGCCAGCAGUGCUGACUUUGAAUACUACUCUA
Messenger RNA from Lytechinus variegatus (green sea urchin), 1280 nucleotides. RefSeq names its product somatostatin receptor type 5-like. The transcript has 3 exons. The coding region runs from base 1 to 1158 and encodes 385 amino acids. Gene Ontology annotation, molecular function: G protein-coupled receptor activity. The record is from RefSeq and is a predicted model, not a curated record. NCBI's taxonomy places the organism in Eukaryota, Metazoa, Echinodermata, Echinoidea, Temnopleuroida, Toxopneustidae. Gene Ontology annotation, cellular component: membrane. Gene Ontology annotation, biological process: G protein-coupled receptor signaling pathway.